Homarus americanus (American lobster) is the source of this 3144-nucleotide messenger RNA. Its product is annotated as protein SMG8-like. Gene Ontology annotation, biological process: nuclear-transcribed mRNA catabolic process, nonsense-mediated decay. NCBI's taxonomy places the organism in Eukaryota, Metazoa, Arthropoda, Malacostraca, Decapoda, Nephropidae. The record is from RefSeq and is a predicted model, not a curated record. The transcript has 20 exons. Bases 194 to 3097 code for a protein of 967 amino acids.
GACCCGUGGAGGGCUCCUUGACACCCCUUACUACCCGUACAGCAUAUGGCAACACUUGUUUGUUGUUGUUUCAGUACUGUCUGUAGAGAACCUUUUACUCACCUUCACUAUGGUUGAUCCACUUCAUUAUUCUCUAAUUUGACACCUGUGAAGCAGUUAACACCAGUAUUAUUAAGGUGCAGAUUUACUAAAUAUGAUUAAGGUGGAGGAGGAUCUGUCUGCACACCAUGGCCACUUUACUCUCCCAACAUCACGGACUCCACAAGACUUCACAGGGAAGCAGCGUGCUGUGGUGGUGGCUGUCUUUGGGAAGAGCAAUAUGGACUCUGGGGGCUGCAAGGCUGCAGCCCUUGAGUUAAUGGUUGGACGAAAGAUUUUCCAGAGGGAUAUUACACGACCUCUUGCUGUUGACCCUGAAACUAUGACAGGAGUAGAGGGCUAUUAUGACCCAGGGAGAAGAGUCAUCUACUUGCACCUAACUGGUGCUUAUGACACUUCUGCUCUGAUAUCUUCCCUGGAGAACAUGCACCAACAGCUCCAAGAGAAAGGUUUCUUGAUGGCGUGGUCAAGCCUGAAGCUGGGAUAUGCUCGGAGUCUUCUGGUAUUAUUUUCAGUGUCUCAUCUGCUCCUUCUGUGCCAUCCAACACAUGUGUUUGACAUCAGCUACAUUCAUCUCUUCAGGACACUUGAUGCAAUCAGAUCUAAAGCUCAGAACUAUCUUGCCGAGGUACUGAGACAAGUCCCAGGUAUCAGUAAGGACUGGGUCUCCUUUGGUCGUUUGUGUUCCCCUCGUGUACUCUUCAUAUUUUCUUCCCGACUCUUACCCGUGCAGAUAAAAUCUCAGGAUAACUCCUCAAUACAAAGCAGGACAGGCCAGAGGACCAAUAGAGCCAGCCCUCUUCGCAAUUUGGAACUUGCCCUUGAGGACCAGAUUUAUCGUCUCCUCCGUAAAAGUCGAGUCAUAACCAAUAUUAGUGCAAACUCACUAUUUGCCUUGCCCAACAACCAAGCUUAUGUUUACAUCAUGGAGGAGAGCCAGGAGGAGGUGCCACCAUCAUCCCUCAUCAAUAAUACACUUCGCAAACUGUGCUCUGUACAAGAUGGUAUUAUCAGUGACCUUACUCAACUGACUCUGGGAUCAAGUAGCAAGAAUAUGAACAUUGAAAGCAGCAGCAGGGGAGGAAGAGGCUUGGGCUGGGAUUCUCCUGCAUCUCAGUCCACACACUCAGACGCUUCUUCUGCAGAUGCCUUAAGUUCAUCUAUCUUGGCAGGAGUGGCCACGGAACGAAAACGAAAUCUAGAACAUAGUUUCAACGUAUUCCUACAGCAGCAUAUAGAUCAGGCAUUAGGGAAAGGAUUUGACGAUAAUGUUGGCAGACACUCCGGCCCAGUAUUUUUCCAGGUUCCCCGAGCAAGUGUGUGGUUUGAUGCUGUUAAUAGAGUGUACAAGUUUUUUAUGCUAGAUCCUUCAGAGAAAGACACAAAAGCAAAACAGAUUUUAGGCAGUUUACAGAUUCUUGUAGAGACUGAAGUUCGGUUUAGUGAUGCCCGAUGUGCCAAGGUGUUACCACUAGCAAUUUCUGCCUACAAAGAUGGACUCCCUCCACACUACACCCACAUGCAUCAUCAAGAGAAGCUGGAGCUGGCCCUCAGUGUGCUAAGUGCACAAGCUCGGGGACCAAUGUACGAGGAGUACGUGUCUCAGCUAGAGGAUGCUUGUGAACGAAUCUGGCAAGAUGGACGCAUGGGCUGUGAGACAUUAUCGCUCACAGGUAACACGUGCAAGCAUCCAAGACACAAAAUUCCUAAUGAUCCAGAUGAUGACAGCUCACUGCCUGUUAUGACCCACAACUCUGGCAUAAUGUACAUCAGUUUUUGUAACUGUGGGCGACGACAGGGUCAGCGGGAAGAUUCUUUCUCUGUUAAGACAGCAAAUCACUCCUUCUAUCAACAGUUAGCAGAGGCUUGCUGCACCCGCCUUGAAUCUAUAUCUUUUUCUACUUUCAAACCAAGUGUCACCAAUGCUAAAGCUGCAAAAGUGGAUGGAUCAGAAGAUGAUGAAAUGGAAGUUGAUGGUUCAAGUGCAGUGAGUCGAGACAGUCGGGAGCAGUUAGACUCAGGAACACCUCACACUCCAGGGCUCAGUUUGGUUGGAACUGGACUCAGUGGUAGUAUGAACAAUGCCACAGGAACAGCUGCAGCACGCAUGACAGGAGAUCAGACUCACAUUGGCUCCCAGGUUGUUAUUACCCUCACAAAAGAUGACUCUAAGGUCAUCCAUAAAGAUCGUGGGAUAAUACGUCAAGCGUCAACGACAGAAUACCUGCCAGGGAUGCUUCACACAGCUUCCCCUCCUGAACUGUUGCCUCGUUGGUCUUCCUGGUCCCUCUGUUGUCUCGGUCCUUCAUCACUAUAUUCUCAUAAUGCUGGUAUCUGUGAUCAACCAGGCUUCUUGCCAGGAACCAACUUCCUAUUGCCAUGGGAUGUUACUGUGAAAAUUGAAGAUCGAGACAAGUGGCCAGCUAUUGCAGAUACCCUCGGCAAAAAAGCGCUGCUUCCCAAAAAUAAGAAAAAUAGAGUGGGAGAUAUCCACGAAUUCACUGUGAAAAUAUUUCUGGGAGUGGAGUACGAAUGUGUGCGUGGCCAUAGGUUCAUGAUGGCCACUCCUGACCGUCACCUUAAGGCAUCCCCAUCUGGUUUGGUGAAAGACAAUGCAACGAAGAUUGCCAAUGCUGAUAUGCCUCUGUACUUCCCUUGCCCGUGCAGCCGUAGUGGGGGAGGCAUUGUGAAUGGUCAACUUAUGCGCCUUCAUGUGGUAACACCCAAAGCCCCAGUUAAUGUAACCCUGAGCCCACAAGUACAGCCUGGUCCAGACCCCUGCCCCCGCUACAUUCCUCAACCAUGUAGCUCUCUGCCAGUGAAGCUUUCUGCAUCUGCAUAUUGGGUUCUCCGUCUUCCAUACGUCUACGUAGGGGACCAAGGGCCUCAUUAUCCACCUGACCCCAGACAGCCAACUCCACCGUCGUUUGCCCGUCUGCACAAGGGAUGCUACGGAAUAUCUCAAGUACAGGCAUAUGCAAAGGACAACUACGUCUAAUGGGAAGACCAAGCCCCUGAAGGAAAGGUGGGGAGAAGAGGAGGGAU